CCCAGAGGCAUGCAGGCGGGGGCUGUAGCUGCAGACGGCGGGAGGGACCUUCUGGCUAACGCAGCGGCUCAGGGGGACGUGCAGGGGGUGCGGCUGCUGCUAGAAGCCGGGAUGAACCCCAACACUGUUAAUUCCUUCGGCAGGACCCCCCUUCAGGUCAUGAUGAUGGGAAACACCCAGGUGGCGGAGCUGCUGCUGCAGAGAGGAGCGGAUCCCAACCGCCCGGACCCGCGCACCGGCUCCCUCCCAGUGCACGAUGCGGCGCGAGAAGGUUUCCUGGACACCCUUGUGGCGCUGCACCGAGGCGGGGCUCGGUUGGAUCUGCGGGACAAAUCGGGCCGCCUCCCCAUUGACCUAGCAGUAGAAAGCGGGCAUCAGCAAGUGGUCAGCUACCUCCGAGCCCAGCCUGCAAGGAAUGCCGCUCCGCCCCAGGCAUAGGGCACGGGCGGGCUAACAGCGCUGCCCAGCUCAGCCACAGGGACCAAAUGAAAUGCUUGCACCACUGAAGUCAAUAGAAAAUUUGCUGUUAAUUUCAGUGGAGCCAGGAUUUCACCCCAGGUUUUUCUACGGCAACCGGUGACCCAUCCGCCAGGCAGCUGCGUCCGUGUGGGUCUCUUGCGGGGCGAGCAGGGACUGCGCUGGCUGGGAUGGAAGGUUCAGGGGCUGUGGUAGAAAACAACUGCUCUGCUUGGUUCUAGUCGAAGUAGAGAGUGUGGAGAGAAAGAUAACCCACUUCUGCACGAACAGAUUUAUACUCCGCUUGGAUACGGUCAGAUUCCGUUUAUAUUGAACUGCUAAAUAGCUGCAGUGGCGGGCAAGGGCCAGGUUUUCGUUUAUGUGUUACAACCCUUUAAAAAAAUAUAUUGAAAAGCCCUUCAGACAAACAUGACUUCAAAAAUUUUAGAAGGAAGAACUCUUGUUCAAACAAAUUAAAACAAAGUUCAUAAAGAAAACAGACGAUUCUUAAGUAUUCUGCCAGUGACAUAGUGAAAUCUUCUGAAGGGGUUGGUAAGGUAGCACUGUAUGUAGGAGGCGUCCUGCCUACCUGCAACCCCCUGCUGGUAGCACUCCAAUGAGUGUGUUGUCUGGGAUUUAUCCACUUUAUAACCGAACGGCAUGGGGUACCUUUCCAGAAAGCAGGCAGGACCAUGAACCUGAUCUCAUUCCCUGUGAACAUCAAUGGAAAGAAUCCCAUAGUUGUGUAAACAGCCUGAUUCCAUUCCUAUUAAACCCUUCAAGAAGGCAACAUCAUUUCCCAGCACAGAUACAAUAUAUUUCUUUAAAAUAUCACACAAAAAGCAUCAGUUGCAAAUGUAGCCAUUAGGGCGUGACUCAAAGUGGUGGAAGUAAAUGAGCGUCUCCCUCCACCCCAGCCAAUGGGUUUUUAAUUAAGCCCUUCAUUUACUGUGACAUGUACGCGAUUCCUCUAAAGAUGUUAAAUAACCUGCAUUACAAGUAGAAGCCCUUGACUCUCCCUGAUUAUAUAAUGCAUUAUAUAAGACAUAAACAGAUGCAUAGCACAAUCAUAAUAAAUAGCUUCCUCGGAAGUUUUUAUGUAGUAUGUACUGUUUAAGGAGCCUAUCCUGCAAGCUGUUGAAUGCUUUCGAUGUUUAUUUAAAGGCCAUUCAGUACCUUAAAGGAGGGAACUUACAUUUUACUCGGAUAUUGUUUAUUGGAUGGCAACCUUUCCUUAGCUCUACUCUGUUACAGUCAGAAAACCCUUGCUGGUCCAUUUGCUCAGCAUUGGUAGCGGGAUUAUGGGCCCUUAAUCCCACACCUACUGGCCAUUAAUGGGAAUCUUUCCAUGGAUACCAAUAUACAUUGGAUCAGGCCCUCUAGGCGAACUAAAUGAUUUGAAGAAUAUUAACUUCUUAUGGAGCUAAUAGCUUACCUCUGGAGAGCUACUCUUUCCCAUUAGAUCGAAGGGAGACAUAUGUACAUGAACAUUAGAGAGGUGUUUGUGUACAAUUAUUUAAAAAAAGGAACUGAACUGGGAGGAUUCUGAUGUUUAGAUUUAAAAAACCCAAAUUAUAAAACCAGCACAAUAUGGCCUAAAGAAUUUACAUUCCUUAUUAUCCAUCAAGAGAAUCUCCCUGGACAGAUGAAGCAGUAGGCGCGUAUGUUGUAUAACAUCACCACAGUGGGGGGAAAUGUUGUAUUCCGCAUAUUAAAUUCUUAGAUAACACUAGUGUUAUUUCUGUAAAUGAUACUAGACCCCGCUCAUAACAUGAUUCAAAAUACGCAAGUUGAUGUAUUGGUUUCUGUACUGAUCUAAGUGAUAGAACAAUGCUAAAUCACAGAGUAAUGCUUUUAUUCAUAACAGUACUAGAAUAGGCAGCUUUGCAUGCUGUUAUUUUAUUUAGAUUUUAAUUAGAUCCCUCACACUAUGAGGAAUGUGAGUAAUUUACCCGUCUAAUUUUACUUUCGAGGUCUACACCCAAAUUAUCCCAUUCUAAUUCCCACUAGUAGGGAAACUCUGAAAACACAGAUUCAGAAACCUUUAAAAAUUUACGAAUUUUAUACUAGCAAUGUGAACGUGUAUCUCUAGAAAAUAUUCCUAUUAUGAAAUCAAUAGUGCUUUGCCAAUUAAUUUCAAUGGAACCAGGAUUGGGACCAUUAUUAUGGAGUUUAGUUUUUAAAAUUCGCAAAUAAGCAAUGGACGCAAGCAACAGGGUCAUCCAAUACGACAGCAGAAGAGCGUGUGUGAAUAUUUAUUAUUGAUAUCUGCACACCAGCUUCCCCCCAAAAGGAAAUUAAUGAAAGAACAGUUUAUAAAUGUGAUGGUGUAUUGCUUCUGCUUCCCAUCCAGUAUUGCUUAAGCUGACUAAGUAGCUGUUAUUGUUUACGUGCAAAAUAUUAA
Messenger RNA from Trachemys scripta elegans, 2860 nucleotides. Its product is annotated as cyclin-dependent kinase 4 inhibitor B-like. Gene Ontology annotation, biological process: negative regulation of cell population proliferation; regulation of cyclin-dependent protein serine/threonine kinase activity. Gene Ontology annotation, cellular component: nucleus. The coding region runs from base 10 to 438 and encodes 142 amino acids. The transcript is spliced from 2 exons. The record is from RefSeq and is a predicted model, not a curated record. NCBI's taxonomy places the organism in Eukaryota, Metazoa, Chordata, Testudines, Emydidae. Gene Ontology annotation, molecular function: protein kinase binding; cyclin-dependent protein serine/threonine kinase inhibitor activity.